CUCCCCUUCCGGAUACCGCCGAGCCCCUGUCGCGAGGAGAGGAAGGCGUCGCAGUGGCCGAUUUGGAAAAGAGGAGAAAGAUGGCGGAACUGGAAGAUGUUACGUUAGAUGGAAAGCCGCUUCACUCGCUCCGGGUUGCGGACCUGAAGGCCGCCCUGGAGCAGCGAGGGCUCCAGAAAAGCGGGCAGAAGAACGCGCUCGUCAAACGGCUCAAGGGGGCGCUCAUGUUGGAGAAUCUGCAGAAGCACUCCACCUCACACGCUGGCUUGCAGCCCAACUCGCAGAUCGGCGAGGAGAUGAGUCAGAACAGCUUCAUCAAGCAGUACCUGGCCAAGCAGCAGGAGCUCCUGAGGCAGCGGCUGGAGAGGGAGGCUCGGGAGGCGGCCGAUUCUGAAGAAGUGUCUGCGGAGUCGGAGGAAGAGACCUCCCUCCUGGACCUCAGUGCCUCGAAGCCGCCGGACCUGCAGUCCAUCCCAGAGGUGCCGGAGCAAAGCGGGAUGAGUGCUCCUUCCAGAGAGACGGACAGCCCCUCCGUACAGGAAGAGGAGGAGUCGCUGGAAGACAAAUCCGAGGGCUACGACAGCGGAUCCUGUCCAGCGGACCAGGAGGAAAGCCUCACUGCCUCCCUCCCCAAACGCAGGGCAGUGCCAGCCAGGGCUUCCCCUUCCCCUCAGCCCCGGCGCCGCUCUGGCACCAGAGGGGUCCGGCAGAGCCCGGCGCAGCCACAACCAGACGAACUGGACACCGAAAACCUGCUGGGUCCGGUUCCUGGUACCGCCUAUUCCCCAGUCCCAGAAAUACAGGCUGCAGAACCUGCCAGGUCCAGACGGUCCAGGCACUCAAGAGACAGCUCCUUCUCUCUGGAUCCCAGCUGCUCCCCGGUCCCUGAAAGGACCGCCGAUGGAGCAGAGCAGUCCCGGCCAAGACGGUCAUCUUCCAGGCAGAGCAAGGACUCUGUGGCUGCCCCAGGCGCAGUGUUGGUAAUGGCACCACUGGCGCAACAGAGUGGUCCUACUGAUCUGGUAGUCCACGCUGAAGCCCCGUCGCCUGGCCCCAGAGCUGUGGCUUCUCUGUCUGUCCGGGUGAUAGGUGGAAGCACUGAUUCCUCCGGCUCGGAGCCUUUGAUCACAGGGAGCUCUGUCCUAACGGCAGGCGUUGGUGGAGGAGUCGACGGGGAAACCAGAGGUGCGCCUCCCGCUCGCGUCAAGCCCCAACAGCAGGGGUCAGCCGAAAUGGACAAAGCCGUCGUGUUGACUGAGGGGGUCGGCAGUGUGGGGGUGGUGGUGGGAGGCGGGGAAGAGAAGGCAGCCCCCAAGGAAAGAUUGAGAAGGUCCAGGCAGUUGCGGGAACCCAGCCCCCCUCCUCCGGACCCCCCAAAUCCUGUGUUGAAAUGCGGGGCAGAAAGCUUCCCCCUCCCAGAUACCCCGAAACAGAGUCCCCCGGCUUCUGAGGAGCAAGCCCCCGAAGUGGGGUGUUCCCAGGUGCCCCAAAAGACAAAGAAAGAGAGGGAAGAAGGUGGGGGCAGCUCUUUUGAAGCAACAAAGAGACGAAGCCACCACAACCAGGAGCCAGGGCCUCUGAGUCGCCUUGCCAAGGCCAUGGAAGAAGAUGACGACGACGAUGAUGAUGAUGAUGACGAUGAUGACGACGAUGAUAAAGAGAAAGUGCUUAAUCUGACUUUGGAAAAGAGAGAAAGCGUGCCCGAAGUCGUGGAGAAGCCAGACAAUUUGCCUCCAGCAACGGCUGUCGGAAGCCUGACGCAAGCCUCUGUAGAAAAGGCCAACGCUAAGCUGGAGCUGCCCACAGAUGGCUCGCUUACGUUGGAACGAUCCAAGGAAAGCCCAGAAGCUCCCAGAGGAAGUCCCAGGGAGGUCCCAGAAAAGGGAGGGUUCGCUGAAACUGGGGAAAAGUCUAAGGAAUUGCCAGGGAAGGCUGGGGUUGUUUCUAAAACCCCAGAUAAGGCAACCGAGUCUUCCAGGGCACCAGAAAAAGUGGCAGAGGCACAGAAACCUCCAGAAAUGCUUGUUACACCUGCCAAGGUCUCCGAACCAGUGGCUUCAGAAAUGUUAGGGUUGGGGCAGACCUGCAGGUCAACUGAGAGGAAAGAGGCUGAACUGCCUGAAAAAGCAAAACAGAGUCCUUGGAAGAGUUCUCCAGCCGCAUUCAGAGUGGUUAGAGGGAGUGCGCCACCGAUGGUGGAACCGAAACCAGCUUUGGAGACCCCAAAAGAGGCCGAUCCUGUGACUGGAGAUCUGCCAGUUCGGGUUGCUACAGCCGCACCAGCGGAAAAAACAGCUGCUGAGAAAAUCGCAAGCGACGCGAAAUGGACAGAGACUGAAACAGAAAAACCGGAGGAUGCUUUGAUAGACUAUUCUUCUUCCGCGCCGGUGAAACGGGCAGUGCGGAUUCAUGAGCUCAAAGAAGGAGGACCGGAAAAGACCGCCAACCAGGCUGCUGGAGAAAAAGCAACCGAGUCGGAGAAACCUAAAAAUCCUAAAGAGGUUUUUGCAGCAAAGACAACGGACAAACGGGAGCAAACCACCCCGACAAUCGAGCCUAAAGAGGUUUCUAGAGAGAUCGGCCAGGCGUCCAAGAAAGGGACAGUCUCAAAACCUACAGGGGUUCCUGCUGUGCCUGAAAACCUCCCUCUAGAUCUGAAACUGCAGACAGUGGUCCCGCAGAAAGACACUGCAACUCCUAAAGAGGGUCCGAACAAAGACGCUGCUUCAGAAGAGGCCGAAGCAGCAGCAGAAGUUCCACCUAAAGAGGUUUUGCAGCCGGGUAAAGCAGCGGGAGUCCAGAUUAUCAAACUGGACAGUAGACGCGUCCUGCAGCCCGGAAAGGGAGGAGUCGGGGAGAUGGAAAAAGGGCCAGAGCAUGCCAGGGCUAGCGAGAGCCACCUUCCAUUGUCAAAACGGGGCAGGGAUUUGGGCACAUCGGACAAACGACAAGAGGAGACCGGAGAAAAAGGCGACGCCAAAACGUCCGGCACCGAAAAGGAGAGUUCUCUAAAAUCGGCGCAUCCCGAAAAGCCAGCAGAAGGGGACGGUUCAACAUCUCCCCAAACUCUGGUUAGAGAAGUCCCAACGCCAGACAAGACGGCACAUGAGGCUUCCAAACUCGCGGAAAACCUGACCGCCGAAAAGCAGAAGCAGGGAAUCAGCAAACAAUCUGUAGGGAGUCCAGCCGCUGAACCUACAGCAGGUGCGUCGUCGGAAAAACCCAAGGAGGCACAAGUUAGCCCCACACCCACUCUGCUGGCACCGCUGGUUCAACCCCCUCCCAAGAAAUUCAGAGUCUCGAGAGACACCCCUCCAUCUCCAGAGGCUGGGGCACCACCCAAAAAGAUCCGGUUUUUCAGGGAUGGGCCGCCGACUCCGGAGCACCCCAAAAAAAGCUUUCAAAUCCGGAGGUCGGCAGAAAGCAUCCCCGAACCAAAACCUGAGAAACCUAUGGUGGAGCAGGGGGAGAUGGAGAAGCCGGCUAGCCUGGAACGAGCUUCAGAGGCUGGGCAGCUGCCUAAGGAAUCUGGGGGAUCUACUUCCACGGAGGGACCUGGAGACGCUGCGAAGGAAACGCGUAAUGAAGGGGAGGCGGCAACCGCGACUGCAGAAGCGAGCCCUGCAGACCCCAAGAAAGGUUCAGAAAGUGGGUCCCUCGAAAGAGAAGGCCCCCCACUGCCAGUGGAAAAAAAAGGGCGGAAGCUAGAGCAGGGGAGUGCCAAAGAGCCUGAAAAGAAAGAGGCGGAGAAGACCCAGAGGCCUGAAAACGAUCCUCCGAAAAAGGCGGGAGGAGUUUCCCCCGAGAAGGAAAAGGAGAGCGGCCCUCCCAAGAGAAAAGCCAGCGAGAGCUCCCCCUUGGACAAAGACCUCCCCAAACCAGCACAGGAAGAAGCAGAAACAUCCAGCAGGCAACGUGCACAUAAAGAGACGCUUAAAAAACAGGAAGAUAAGACCCCCGCGGCGGCCGCCGGGAAACGGGCAGAAACGGCCAACUCUUCCACUUCCGAGACGCCCAAAUCCCCCGAGGGCCGGCUGAUGAAAGCUGCGAAGGAGCCGGAGAAGGAGCUCAUGGGUCCCAUCCUGCCACCCUCUCCUCCCCCAGAGGAGACGGAGAGCGGCCACCCGCCGACGCCACCCCUCUCUGCCCCCGACACGGAGAGGGAGAGGGGGAGGCGAAGCAGGGAGGAGGGAGCCUCUCCUUCCUCUCCCUCUUCGUCGUCGUCAUCAUCCUCAUCGAACUCGUCUUCCUCAUCUUCGGCCUCUUCCUCUCGUUCGUCCUCAUCGUCGUCUGCUUCCAGGUCGAGGUCGCCCUCUAGUGACAGGAGGUCUGUGAGCCCCCAGCGUGACUCUCUCUCCAGAGAUAGCGGUGCUUUUUGUCAGCCUGAGGGGUCCCCCGAUUCAGGGCGCCCUGACGACCCCCCCGUGCCUCGACACCAUGAGAGGCGCAAGAGACGAGCAGAGAGAGAGGAGGAGGAGGAAGGGGAGGAGGAAGGGGAGCGAGAGGAGAGAGCUGGGUCCAGCCGCAGCAAGAAGCCUUGUCUGACGGCAGAGGAAAGUGGUGGUGCUGCUGGAGCAGAAAGAAAGGACGAGAGGAGAGCUGGGGAAGGAGGGAGCAGAACAGAACAUGCAGCGAGUGAGCUGAAACGAGAGCCGUCGUCUGGUAUGAUGGAGCCGGAGAGCCGAGAGGAGAGCAGCAAGCCCAGUGAUGAGAGGGGGAGCAAGGGACGAGCAGAGGAGGGAGCUCAACUCAAAACAUUUACCUCCAGGAAGAUCUCGGUGCUGUCAGCCAGUAAGUCUCUCCCUGCAGUUUCCACUGCUGAGCCAGCAGGGGGCGGUGCAGGAGCAGCAGUCCCAAGUGGGGGAGCAGGGGGAGGGGAAGCGGACGGGGGCCCAUCUGGAAGGAAGAGGCGCUGGGGUUCGAGCACCGCCGUGACUGCCAAGAAACCUUCCAUCAGCAUCACAACAGAAUCGCUCAAGAGUCUGAUUCCUGAUAUGAAGCCUGUGUCUGCGGGAGGCCAGGAGGCCGUGCUGGAUUUGCACCCGGAUGAAGGGCGCCUGUCUGGGGAGGAGAACGAGAGGGGGGAGGGGAGAGGGGACCCCCGAGAGCAGGACAGGGGGCUUCAGAUCCGCAGGACUGUCACACAGGUGGUCCCUGCAGAGGCCCAGGAGAAUGGACAGAACGAAACGAGCAAGGAGGGUGGGGAGGAGGAGGAAGCUGGGGGAGAGGAAGAGGAGAGGAAGGAACCCCAGAGCGUAACCAUGGAGACCCAGCCUCCAGUCACCAGGGAAACGGAUGUCAAGAAAGCGACCCCUGGUGGCUCUCUAGUGCGGCGUUCCAUCAGCCAGCAGAAGAGCGGUAUGUCCGUCACCAUCGACGACCCGGUCCGGACCACCCAGCACCCCUCCCCUCCCCGCGGCAAACCCACCACCAUCGUGCACGUCUCCAACCUGGUCCGACCAUUCACACUGGGCCAGUUAAAAGAGCUGCUGAACCGAACCGGGACUCUGGUGGAAGAAGGGUUCUGGAUCGACAAGAUCAAAUCUCACUGCUAUGUCACGUAUUCCACGAUGGAGGAGGCAGUGGCCACGAGGACUGCGCUCCACGGGGUGAAGUGGCCGCAGUCCAACCCCAAAUUCCUUUCCGUGGAGUUUUCGGAGCAAGAUGAGCUUGACUUCCACAAAGGUCUGCUGCCGGACCUCCGGCCAGCAGAGGGCCCCAGACAGUUGAAGGACACUCUCCUCCAGCGCGCCCCCCCGCCCCCCUCCGGGCCCCCGCAGCCCCGCCUCUCGGACCGACCUGUCCGGGACCAGUGGGCAGAGCGAGAGCGGGAGAUGGAGAGGCGGGAGAGAGCGAGGGCGGAGCGCGAGUGGGACCGGGACAAGGUGCGGGAUUACAACAGCAAGCCACCGGCAACGGGGGGCCCAGCGGGGGCGCGCACAGGAGCAGAGGGGCCGGGGGCAGCCGGACGCAGGUCCCGGUCUCGAUCCCGGGACAGGAGGCGCAAGGAAAGGGCCAAAUCUAAAGAGAAGAAGGCGGAGAAGAAAGAUAAAGCCCCUGAGGAGCCUCCAGCUAAACUCCUGGACGAUCUCUUCUGCAAAACCAAGGCGGCUCCAUGCAUCUACUGGCUGCCACUAACACCAGAGCAGGUGGCGCUGAAAGACGUGGAGCGUGCUGAGAGAAUGAAAGAACGAAUCAAGCGCCGCAAAGAGCAGGAAGAGGAGGAGAAGAAGAGGGAGGAGGAGAGGACGCAAAGACUGAAGGAGCGAGAGAAAGAGGUGGCUGAGAAGGAGAGGGAGCGAGUGAGGCAGCUGGAGAAGAGGAGAGAGCAGAGGAGAGGAGGAGGAGGAGGAGGGGGAGGGGAGAGAGGAGGGGGAGGAGGAGGAGGAGGGGGCAGCAACAGAACACGAAGCCGCAGCAGGAGUACCCCUCCGCCCAGAGACCGAAGGCGUUGAGAAACAGACUGAAAAAAAAAAUAUAUAUAGAAGCUUGUUUCAGUUUUCUUUUUUUUUUUUUUUUUUUUUUUUGACGUUUUGACUGUUUUUAAAUGAGGGAGAUAAAAAAACCGAGAUGCAAAGCGAACAGUGACGUGACAAAAAAAAAAUAUAUAAAAUUAGCUACAAAUAGAGAGAGAGAGGGUUUUGAUUUGGGUGUUUAAUUGGAAUGGAGCUGUCUUCAAACAAGGCUGAGGAUUUUGUUUUUAAUUAAGCAAGCUUCGUGAAUUUAGAAAAUUAAACGUGACCGAGAGAAACAAACGAUAAAACUAGCGUGAGUGGUAAAAUGAAACGGAGACAGACUUUCUGAAAUGAUUUUAAAAAAAAAUGCCUUUAACAAAACGAGCACAAUAAAGCAAACGGUGCAUUUAAAUUGAAAUUACAAAUUCAUCCCGGUCGGUCCUUCUGUCUGUCUUUAAUUGAAUAAGACCGAGAAACUCCUCUUAACCGGUGACAAAGGAGAUUUAAUUUUUUUUUUUUUUUUAUAUAAAACUGCAGAAACAAUACGAGAGAACAGUGAAACAAAGCGAUCUUCAAUAAAACAAGUGUUUUACAUCAUCCUCUAAUCUGAAAUUGCUCUCUCUCUCUCUCUCCUCUCCCUCUCUCUCUCUCUCUCUCUCUCCCUCUUUCUCUUUCUCUCUCUCUCAUAUCCCCACUAGUUCCUCUUUCUAGUUGGGGUUUUGCAUUUAUUUGAAACAAUCUGAGUGUUCUUGUUCCCCCUCUCUCUCUCUCUCUCUCUCUCUCUCUCUCUCUCUCAAUCUUGCAUGAGGCACAACAACGUGAUGCUUUUAUUUGAAAAAAUACAAUACAAAUCCGUUUACAUUUUGAAAGAAUAUUCCAACUUUGUUUUUAUUUUUAUUUGCUGAAAAACAACCCCAUAAAUUAAAAUAAUUAUCCUCCUCCCCCCCCCCCCCCCCCCCCUCCAUCUCCCGUUCCAGAAAGGAGAGCCCAACACUCUCGUGUCCAGGGGAACUAAAAUUUGGUUUCUCUUUUUUGCAGCGCGUUCCUUUUGAAUCCUAUUACAUGAACGAACAGAAACUGCUAAUUUUGGCCACUGAAUAAAUUUCAAGCAAAAUCAAUAUCAAACGUUUGUAUCGGCAAAUACCAACGACUAUAGCGUUUUGAGAGUGGCA
Molecule: messenger RNA, 7627 nt
Organism: Acipenser ruthenus (sterlet)
Lineage: Eukaryota; Metazoa; Chordata; Actinopteri; Acipenseriformes; Acipenseridae
Gene: acin1b
Product: apoptotic chromatin condensation inducer 1b
Exons: 19
Coding region: 81-6455 (2124 amino acids)
Molecular function (GO): RNA binding
Source: RefSeq, a predicted model, not a curated record